AAUACAUAUUUUUUUUGGAAGUCUCACUUAAUGUUGUAUUGCUUAAGUACUCAUAAAUAAAAGAAAUGAUAGGUACGUUAUUAAGUGAAAAUUUAUAUUAAUACAAGUAUACUUUCAAAAUUUUUUCAAUGAUUACAAAUAAUAAAUAAUUAACUAUAAAAACCCGGCACAUAAAAAUGUUUAAUCUUAAUAUUUCAAAAACAGUGUGCUAUUUCAUCUUUAUUAUCUUAAGCAAUGUUCAAGGAUAUCAAGAAAUAGAAAGUUUUAAAACGGCAAAAGAGAGAUAUACUUUGGAUUUAAGAGGAUGUUCUUUAUUUGAAAAACAAUGUUUACAGUUAGAUGAUGAUCUUGAUAUUUUGUCUUGUGCAUUAAAUACAACUCAUAACAACAAAACUCAAAUUCCAUUUAUUUGUCAACAUAAAAUUUGGUCGCAUCAAGCUGAUUUACUUAACAGUAAAUUCCUCGAAAAUAAAUUGAGAAUACCAUGUCAGGACGAAAAUGGUAUUAUAGAUUGCCUGGGCACAAAUUUGAACACUAUAGACUGUGUUUUGAAAAAAAAACCAAUUUUAAAAAAUAAAUCAUGUUGGAGGACUAUAAACAAAUUAGAAACAUUGAUUUUUAAUGACUGGCAGAUAACAGGAAAUUUUUUGAAGAAUUGCUUGGAUGAUAUUGAGGUACAUAAUUGUGGUAGAAUACCACAAGAUCCGAAAAGCCUUUCCCAGACACAUACAUUGAUAUGUCUUCAAAGUCUAGAGGAAACAUUGCGUCCAGAAUGCCAAACAGAAAUGACUGCUUUAAAAGAAAUGAAAUACAGUUCGUUACAAAUUGAUAAAAUUGUUUUUGCUGCCUGUAAUUUAGAUCAAAAGAACUUUUGUCCAGAUGAAGUUCCUGAUUCAUUAUUGAUGUACAAAUGCCUUGUAAGACAUAAAUUUGAAAAUGCUAUGACUAAACGGUGUCAAGAUCAACUAUUUUAUGUUCAAAGAAACAUGGUUAUGAAUUAUAAAAUGAGUAAGGGUUUGGUAAAAUCAUGUAAAGAAGAUAUCCGUAAAUAUCAUUGUCGCAAAGGAGUAGUUGAUGAUAAAGGGGUACGACUAGCACAAAUUUUACUGUGCUUAGAAAAUAUUUCACGAAACGAGAGCAUAAAACUUUCCCCUGAAUGUGUUGCUGAAAUGACUGAUCAUAGAAAAAUGCUUAUGGAUGAUUAUAGGUUAUCGCCAGAAUUGAUGCAGAAUUGUGCCAAUGACAUAACAAUGCUAUGUAGAGGAAUCGAAGUUGGUGGUAAAACAAUACAUUGCCUAAUGGAACAUGCCAGACCGAGAAAACGAAAAGACAAACGAAUAAGCUUAGCUUGUCAAAGAUCUUUAGAGAUAUUAGUACAAGAAGCUGAUCCAGGUGAAGAUUGGAGAGUUGAUCCGAUCCUACACAAAGCAUGCAAACCGGUUGUGGAUAGAGCUUGUAGGGAAGUAAAUGGUGGAAAUGGAAGAGUGAUGUCUUGCCUCAUGGAAAAACUAGGUACAACUGUAAUGACAACAGACUGUGAAAUAGCAUUGCUACAAAUACAAUACUUUAUAUCCAGAGACUUUAAACUUGAUCCACAAUUAUAUAAAGCAUGUAAAUUUGAUGCUGUAACUCAGUGUAGAGCUAGACUACAUUGGGCUGAUAUUAAUGAACACCCAUCUGAAAAAGAUCCCUUAAUACUACCAUGCCUUUAUAAUUAUGCCUAUAAUUCAGAACUCAAAGGUAUACUGAAACCAGCAUGUGAACAACAAGUGAGAAGAGUGAUGCGACAAAGAGCAGUCAGUGUUGAUUUACUUCCUGAGAUUGCUGACACUUGCAUAGAUGACUUGGCCAAUCUUUGUUUUGAAAAUACUGGUAAAGGAGAAGAAAUUAUGUGCUUACAAACUAAAAUAAAGGAGCUUUCAUCUAAAUGUAAAGAGGCUGUAACCAACUUUACUGAAACACAAAGUGAUCAUAUUGAAUUGAAUCCUGUAGUUAGCACAAAUUGUAGAGUUCCCAUUGAAAAAUUGUGUUCGUCUGAACUUAAAACCAAAAAAGAUGAAGAUGAUAUUAUAGAAUGCUUAAUUGUGCAUAAAAAUGAUCCAGAAAUAAAAUCUAAUGUAAAAUGUAGAGCUGCCAUUGAACAUGAGCAAUUGAUUUCCUUAAAAAAUUAUAGGUUUACUAGAAAGUUUAAGAAUGCCUGUAAAUCAUAUGUUAUGAGAUUCUGUCCAAAGGCACAAACAAAGUUGCAAAUUGUUAUUUGUUUAAGUGAAAUAAUAAGAAAUGAUACUAUAACUAGAAGGAAACAUACAAUAUAUAAAGAAUGUCGUCAACAACUUAGAAGUCAACUAUUUCAACAGAAAGAAAGUAUUGAUUUAGAUCCAGAUCUCAAGGAUGCUUGUAAAAAAGAUUUACAAGAGUUUUGUCCCUUAGUACCUCAUGCAGAAUCGGCAGCCUUAGAAUGCUUACAAACGGCAAAAGGGAAAUUAAGUGAGAGUUGUAGAAAGGCAAUAUUUGUAGUAAGAAAACAAGAAUUUUCAGACAAUGGUGUUGACUAUCAUUUAGUAACAAGCUGCAAUGACAUGAUAGAUUUGUACUGUCACAAUACUGAACCAACAGUCCUUUUAGAUUGUUUAAAGGCCCAUCGUUUGGAAGCAGACUUCGAUAACAAUUGUAAGAUUGUAGUUGUUACAAGAAUGAUAGAACAAAAUAUGGAUUAUCGGUUUAACAAUAACUUACAAAACUCUUGCAAGGGAGACAUAAAAAGGUUUUGUUCUGACGUAAUUGCUAAUGAACCACAAGAUGUAGAACUUCAAGGAAAGAUGUUAUAUUGCUUGAAGGAGAAAUUUAGGGAGUCCAAACUUGAAAAAUCCUGUGAAAAUGAGCUGGCAAAUGUGUUAAAGGAACAAGCAUUAAAUUAUCGCCUUGAUCCCCUCUUAGGCAAAUUAUGUAAAGCAGAAAUACAAACAAUAUGUUCAGUGCCAAAUGACUCUAUUACGAAUUCUGAUGGUCAGGUGGAAGAAUGUUUGAAGAAUGCACUAUUAAAUCAUAAAAUUGUAUCAGCUGAAUGUGCUCGUGAAGUUGUACAAAUAAUAGAAGAAACUGAAGUUGAUAUUGAAGCUGAUCCCCUAUUGGAGCGCGCAUGUGCUCUGGAUUUAUUAAAGUACUGCAAAGAUCUUGAACAUGGAGCUGGCAGACGUUUAAAGUGUUUAAAAAUAAUUCUUAAUGAUAGUAACAGGAAGCUUGAAGCAGAAUGUCAAAAAGAAUUAUCAAGUAGAUUGGAAAUGUACAGAUAUGUUGCAUCAGUAAAUGUGAUUGAAAAUUUUGGAGAUGUGUAUGAUGAAAUAUCAUCAUCACCAUCCAAGAAGUACUUUUUAGUUGUAGGAAUAUCAAUUGUAGGAUUAAUUUUUAUAUUUGGUUUAUAUUGUGGUCGUAUGACAAAAAAGGCUAUGUAUAUAAAAAGAAAAUAGACACAUUUGUGUAAUACCUAGUUUAAUAAUAUUCUUAUUAGUAAAAAAUUAUUCUUUCCACUCAGUAAUCUCAUCAAAGUCCAUAUCUUCAAUAUUAUUGGAAUCUGUUUUAAUUAUAUUAGACUUUUCUUCUUUCUUUACCUCAAUUUUAAUAUCACCUUUUACAAGUUUCUGACUUUCUUCAAAGAAUUGAUUGGGAUGAUUAAUACCUAAGCCAAGAUCUGUUUUGUUAACUGCAUCAAAAUAUUUACUACAUGCAAUUUGGUAGUGACCUUUCUUGGCCAUAUCUACGACAUCAUUUACAGCUGUAAGUAAAAUAAUUGAAAUUUUAAUAAAUUUAAGUAAUGAAAUUAAUAAAGUCAUUAAUUA
Nymphalis io (European peacock) is the source of this 3836-nucleotide messenger RNA. RefSeq names its product Golgi apparatus protein 1 (gene Glg1). NCBI's taxonomy places the organism in Eukaryota, Metazoa, Arthropoda, Insecta, Lepidoptera, Nymphalidae. The record is from RefSeq and is a predicted model, not a curated record. Gene Ontology annotation, cellular component: Golgi membrane. The transcript is spliced from 7 exons. Gene Ontology annotation, molecular function: fibroblast growth factor binding. The coding region runs from base 177 to 3467 and encodes 1096 amino acids.